Messenger RNA from Pollicipes pollicipes, 2948 nucleotides. Its product is annotated as intraflagellar transport protein 88 homolog. The record is from RefSeq and is a predicted model, not a curated record. Lineage: Eukaryota; Metazoa; Arthropoda; Thecostraca; Pollicipedomorpha; Pollicipedidae. Gene Ontology annotation, cellular component: non-motile cilium; ciliary base; centriole. Gene Ontology annotation, biological process: intraciliary transport; non-motile cilium assembly. The transcript has 14 exons. Bases 15 to 2219 code for a protein of 734 amino acids. Gene Ontology annotation, molecular function: kinesin binding.
GACAGGUGCGCGGGAUGACAGCCGUCGCUCGGGCCAGCCAGGACGACAACCGUCCGAUGACGGCCGUCAAGGGCGCCGGGUACUCCUCAGGAGCCGGCACCCCGGGUCUGGAGAGCGCCAAGCCCGUACUGGAGACACAGGUGGUCGACACGCCCGAGGAGAAGAUCCGCCAGCUGGAGCUGCGCACCAUGGACCUGGUGGAGGAGUCGUGCCUGGCCAGCUGCCGCAACGACGAUAAGGUGGCGCUCGACAAGGCCAAGGAGGCGUCGGCCAAGGAGCGCACGUUGAUCCGGUACCGCGAGCAGGCCGGCCUCAUGGAGUCGCACAACAUGGAGCUCACCUUCCUGGUGCUAACCAAUUUGGCGCACCAAUAUGCCAAGAACGAGCUAUUCACGGAGGCUCUGAACACGUACGACGUGAUCACAAAGAACAAGAGCUUCAACAACCCUGAGAGGCUAAAAGUGAACAUGGGCAACAUCUACUAUAAGAUGGAGCAGUAUCCUAAGGCUCUCAAGUACUAUCGCAUGGCCUUGGACCAGGUUCCCAGCGGUCAACAAUCGUCCAAGAUCAAGAUCAUGCACAACAUUGGAAUACUGUUUGUGAAGAUGAGUCACUACACAGAGGCCAUCACCAGCUUCGAGUUUUGCAUGCAUGAGAAGCCGUCGUUCCAGACCGGCCUGCACCUGGUGGUCUGCUUCCAAGCCAUGGGAGAAAAGGAGAAGCAAAAGGACGCCUUCGAGAAGCUCCUGAAAGUACCGUUCGAUAUGGAAAAGGAAGCUAAAUAUAAAGAUCUCGAAGAGGAGGCAGAGAAGGACCCACAGACGUCGCUGGUGCUCGAGGUCAUCAAGAACGACCCCAUGCGCAAACAGGAGCGGCGGCUGCGGAACGAGGCCGAGCAGUGUAUCCUGACCGCCUCCAAGCUGAUCUCGUCGACCGGCGACACCCCCGACGAGGUGUCAGCGGCCUACGACUGGUGCGUGGAGACGCUGAAGAACUCACAGCACGCCGAGCUGGCCAGCGAUCUAGAGAUCGACAAAGCCGUCAUGCACCUGCGCAGGAAGGACUUUAAAGUCGCGAUCGACACAUUGAAAGUGUUCGACAAGGUGGAAACGAAGGUGGCGUCCCACGCCUUCACCAACCUGGCCUUUCUCUAUUUUCUGCGGAAGGAGUGGGAGGAGGCGCAGCGGUACGGGGAGCAGGCGCGCGACGCUGACGGUUACAACGCUCCGGCUCUUGUCAAUCUGGGAGACUGUCUGCUCCAGAAGGGCGAACUGGAGAAGGCCAAGGAGUACUACGUCUGCGCCCUCGACAAUGACGCCUCUUGCGUGCAGGCGCUCUACAAUCUCGGUCUCGUGAACAAGCGCCUGCGCCUGUAUCAGGAAGCCAAGGACGCGUUCAUGAAGCUGCACACCAUUGUGCGCUCACACCCGCAGAUCAUCUACCAGAUCGCCAGCUGCUUCGAGCUGCUGGGAGACGUGGACCAGGCGACUGAGUGGUUCGUGCAGAUGCUGAGCCUGGUGCCCACCGACCCGGACACGCUGUUCCACCUGGGCACCCUGUUCGACAAAGAGGGCGACAAGCAGGGCGCCUACCAGUACUUCUUCGAUUCGUCCCGCUUCUACCCGUCCAACCUGGAGGUGAUCGACUGGCUCGGCUCGUACUACAUCGAACACCAGGUGUCGGAAAAGGCCAUCAUGUUCUUCGAGCGGGCCACGCUCAUCCAGCCGGCCGAGGUCAAGUGGCACCUCAUGAUCGCCUCCUGCUUCCGCCGCGCCGGAAACUACCAGCGCGCGCUCGCCAAGUACAAGGAGAUCCACAUGAAGUUCCCCGACAACGUCGAGUGUCUGAAGUUCCUGGUCCGAAUCUGCACGGAUCUCGGCCUGGCCGAGGCGGCCGACUACGCCAUCGAGCUCAAACGGGCCGAAAAGUCCAAGGAAAAUCGGGAAGAACGAAUGAAGAAACAAGGAACGUCGUAUCGGUCCGGACUGCACGGCUCGGCGACCAGCAUGGACAGAACGCCGUCGGCGUCCUUGACCCAGGCGACGGCGCAGCCCAGUCCGACGGACGCCGGCGGGGGCACGCCGCCACCGCAGGAGGAGGAGAUCGACGCCAAGUACAAGGAUCCGCUGGGCCCGAUGCACCAGCGCAUGCUCAAGGAGGGCAAGGGCGGCGACGACGACUGGGAUGACGAGAUUGGAGACGACUUGCUGCCCGAGUAGAUGCGCACGAUCGGAGCGCCGCCACAGGGGGUCGGCGUGCCGGCGGCCGUAGUCCGGCGGCGGAGCAGCAGGCGGCCGCCGGGUGGGCGCCGGGUGCACACUGCGGAUCUGUGCCAAAUCUGCACGUUGGUGAUAUCGGUGCAUGUUGAUGGGUGUUCGUCCGAGUGGAGCCAACCUCAUCCAACCUUUGGAUAAGGGAACAUUUACGUCGUUGUGUUUUGCUGAAUGGUCAUUGUUCACUAGUGGUAGCUCAUCUCGUGCAGUGUGAUGUGAGAGCACUGAGUGCUUGAGGCCGCCAAGUGGCCACCUACAUGAGUGAUAUGAUUAGAUGUGCAGCGCGUGUAGCUGGCGUAAUUUUUGUUUACAUAGCUGUUGCAAUGCCUUGGUUGAAUUCCCUUUGUUGGUUGACAAAAUGUCUUGUGGAUGUGAUUCAAAUGCAAUGAAUGCUCCCUAUCAGUGCGCACAUUCUGGUUGGUUACAGGGGCAGCUUAUCCCAAAUAUGCUCUGCCACUUCAAGACUCGCUAGUUUCCGUUAUGUUCCAGUAACAUGAAAUAAAUUUUUAUAGACUUUGGAAUCCAGAUCAUUGUGGAAUAUGCUUGUCUUACUGCUGUACCCGGGUAUCCAUGGUAUUGAUAAUGCUCGCGUGUUUAUGAUACCCAGCGAUCUAGGCCGUGAGAAAGGAAUGCUGCUUCCUGCUUGUUCUUGGCAUAAAUGUCGUCAUGUUUCCA